AAAAUAUCAAACCCAGAAAUCAACCAGAAACCCCAGCGAAAAAAAUGGACGUCGCAGAGGUAAGAAGCUCGAACCCACAGCUAGCAGGGCACGGCGGCGGCGGAGGCGGCGGUGGAUACACUCUUCCGGCAGUCAGAUUCUCAAACGAGGACAUACUAUUCUGCAUUGAUGUCGGCCCGGAAACAAUGACGGAGAUGAAGGUGAACGGGCCCAACGGCCGUCCCUACACCCGAUUGGAUUCCAUAAAGCAGGCAGUUAUGCUAUUCGUGCACUCCAAGCUCAGCAUAAAUCCCGAUCACCGCUUCGCAUUCUCCGCUCUCGCCAAAUCCACCUAUUGGCUCCGGAAAGAGUUCAGCAGUGAAGUUGACGCAGCACUUUCUGCUCUACGAGGUCUCUCAGUGGAUUCAUCCGCCAGUCAUGCAGAUCUCACUCAGCUUUUCAAAGUAGCAACUCACGAAGCAAAGAAAUCUCGUGCACAGAAUCGGAUAUUCCGUGUGAUCUUGAUCUACUGUAGGUCAUCCAUGCCGCCACAAUUCCAGCUGCCUUCGACUCUGAAGCUCUUCACCUUGGAUGUGAUGUACCUCCACGACAAACCCGGACCCGAUAAUUGCCCACAAGUGGUGUAUGAUACGCUGGUCGAAGCCCUCGAACGGAUCAGUGAGUUCGAGGGCUAUAUAUUCGAGAGUGGUCAAGGACUGACGCGCGCCCUUUUCCGAAACAUGUGUCAGCUGUUAUGCCAUCCUCAGCAACGUUGCAUUCAGGAUGAGCUAGACCUGCCCAAGUCUCUGGUGAAGAAGUCUCUUGCAGCUGACGUGUCGCAAGGUGAUGAUAACAUCGUCAUCUCCAGCCAGUGACUCGGAACUGUAAUUAACCAAGAAAUUAAGGUAACUCUCUCUAGUUUUGCUGUCAACUUGUCCUGUAAGUUUCUGCACCAAAAUGCUGAUUAUCUGUCUUAAGUUUUGUUGUCAACUAUGAUGAUGCAGCUCUAAAUGAAGUAAAUUUGAUGCAGUGUUUAUUA
This is a messenger RNA of Salvia miltiorrhiza (redroot sage), 1018 nucleotides long. RefSeq lists its product as uncharacterized. Gene Ontology annotation, cellular component: BRISC complex; BRCA1-A complex. Gene Ontology annotation, biological process: positive regulation of DNA repair. The record is from RefSeq and is a predicted model, not a curated record. Lineage: Eukaryota; Viridiplantae; Streptophyta; Magnoliopsida; Lamiales; Lamiaceae.